AUGGGAUUCAGCCAAGCAGUGCUAAUUCACGAUUCUGAUGAUCACAAGAAUGAUUACAAUUUACAAACUCCUCAUGGAUGGCAAACAGUAAAAGUGUACUACCCGCCUAACUCCCCGGCAUUCGGAUACAAAUACGAGCCUUACACGUACCCUAAAUAUGAGUUUGAAUAUUCCGUGUCGGACAAGAAGACUGGUGAUCACAAACAUCAUCAUGAGACACGUGAUGGGGACCGAGUUCGUGGCGAGUACAGCCUUGUGGAGUCAGACGGCUCGCUGCGGAAGGUGCAGUACCAGGCCGAUGAUCACAACGGAUUCAAUGCUGUAGUGAGUAAAACUGUCAACAAGCAUGGUGAUCAUGCCGUUUCAAUUACUGAUCACACCAGGUUCUUUUACCCUAUUGGACACGGUAUUAAAAUCAAUCACUACUUCCCUGGCAAUGACUAUCAUUAUCAAAAAAGCGAACAAAACGAAAGUGAGGAGAGCAAAUUGGUUAAUGAAGAGAAAGACACUUCAGCUAUUAAAGCAAAUGAAGAACCAAAAAUGUUUGUAAUUGAUUCAGGAGAUAAAGUUGUUAUGGUUGAACCAGAACAAAAAACAGAAGUAGUUCCAUCACAGACACCUGAAGCAGUCGAAACAGUUCAAGUAGUUCCAGCCAUAGUUUCAGUAGUUCCAGAAAAAUCGGCCACUGAUCAAAUUAAUAAUGAGGUCACAUUACCAGUAAUUAAUGAAAAGAAAGAUGCUCAACCUUCAGAAGCAUUGCCUUCGAAGCCUGACGACCAAACAGCGGAGAAAGACGACCAACACUUGGAUUCUGAAGUAGCAUCCUCUUAUUACCAUUCCAAAAUAUAUUAUGUAAGUUACUAA
Messenger RNA from Helicoverpa zea (corn earworm), 864 nucleotides. RefSeq lists its product as uncharacterized. The record is from RefSeq and is a predicted model, not a curated record. The coding region runs from base 1 to 864 and encodes 287 amino acids. NCBI's taxonomy places the organism in Eukaryota, Metazoa, Arthropoda, Insecta, Lepidoptera, Noctuidae. Gene Ontology annotation, cellular component: extracellular matrix. The transcript is spliced from 3 exons.